AUGGAUGACGCUACUCUUGUACGGAAUACGAAAAUCCGGUUGACGCGAUCAAAGACGUUGAAGGAUUGGGCAAUGAAAGCUGUCCUAAGUAACUUGGAUGCGUACACCAAACAAGAUGGAGGCAACGAACUUAAGACAAAAUUGUCACCAGUGAUGAGGGAAAUCGUGCUGCAGGAGCUGCAGGAGACAAUGCGUCCUAGAAAUACCUAUACCACCGAGGAGGUCAUCAGCUUGAAACGCUCGAAUUAUAUCGUUUUCGACGCCAGGAAGAUGUCCGAGGAGGAUAUCAGAAAAUCAUUUGGACACCUUACACUUCUUCAAGAUCUUUAUAUUACCUGGGAAACAAAGUACCAGAUUUGGAAAGUGCUGCCUAAUCUGGAAAUCUUGAAAGACGUCAAAAGUAUCGGCCUUAAGUUGGAAGAUUUUAUUGAAGACGAGAUAUUCCAAAUGAGAGAGAGAAAAUGUCUCGACUUCGGAGAUUACAUCCAAGAUUCAAAUGUCUGUCCAUUUUCCUCCAGCAUCAGGCACUUGGAGAUUACAUGUAAGGAGCCAACGUGGAGUAAUUUUGGGGAGAACCUGGAAAGAUCAACCACACUUGAGAGUCUGGACCUCUACAUAAAGACUCUCCUAGUGUCAGUUGAUGACAUUUUGCUCAAAUUUGGAGUGAACCUGCGAUGGCUUUCCAUUACAGGAUCUAUUUUUCCAAGUGUUCAGCUCAACAGUCUCUCUGAAUUAUGUCCCAAGCUGGAAAAGCUAGUAAUCGACGGCUGGGUAUACAGCCACAAGGAUCUUGAGCAAGUGAAGAAUUUGAUGAUCGAAAACAAGAUCCUUCUCUCCUUGAGAUCUCUCCAAUGGGAAAUAAGAGUAUCUUCAUCUGAACGCGCCUACAAGGAAAUUGCUACAAUUGUGAAGAAUGCAGCCGCAGUUCUACCAGAUUUUAGAACAUUGAAAUUUUCUUACGAUGCCCCAGUUCUGAGGGAUGUCGUGCUUCAGGAGCUGCAGCUGCUGAGGAGUAGCCCUGUUGAAACAAAUGCCAUGGACGUUUACGACAACAAGAAGCGCUCUUUGUGUGUUUUGAUGAACACCAUGACCAAAAUACUCGAUUUGGAUUACCUCAUGUCUUUUUAUCCAAGACAGUUAACUACCAAGGAUAAGUUCUACCAGGUUCUAGAGAUGGUUUCAAAUACUGCUCCAAACGUUCGGCACUUGAAAAUAAACAUGAAGGACCUGAACGAUUGUUUCAGCAGCGAUUCCACCCGAGACGCAUGCAUUCGUUUACUAAGUUCCCUGAAGGAUUUGAGAAUUUUGGAGAUUGUUGGACAUUCUGCUCUUCAAGUGGACAUUGCGCUCUUGUGCAGUCGACUGCCCCAGUUGCGUGUGCUCAGCACGAAAGUCGAUUUUAACAGAUGCAGGAUGUCCGACGAGAAAAUCAGAAACUCUUUUGGACACUUGACACUGUUUCAAUAUGGUUUCUUGCAGGAGGAAACAAAGCGUCAGUUUUUAAAGGUUCUGCCUAAUUUGGACAUUGUCCGGAACGUCAGAAGAAACGGAAUCGUUUUGGAAGAUUUUGUUGAAGACGAAAAUCCCCAAGCAAGACAGAGAAAAUAUCUCAAUUUCGAAGGUCACAUUUGGAAUUCAUAUGUCUGUGCGGAUGCAGAUUUCUCCAGCAUCAGACACUUGGAGCUUAUGUGUACCGAAGAAAAGAUGAACUUGUUUGAGAGGACCCUGCAGGGGCCAAUCACACUUGAGACCCUGAACCUCGAAUUAAUGCGAGUGCCAGCUGAUGACAUUUUGCUCAAACUUGGAGCGAACCUUCGAUGCCUUUCCAUUAAAGGAUCUGAUCUUCCAAGUGUUCAACUCAACCGUGUCUCUGAAUUAUGUCCAAAGUUGGAAGUUCUCCGCCUGUAUAGUGUAAAUGUCACAGGAAUUUCCCCCCAACCUGCCAAUUUUGACCACUUGGAAGAAUUAGUUUGGAAAGAAACAGAUUGUUGUAUUGACGAGUGCAUUACCACCGUUUUGGCUUCUGCUCAAAAUCUGCAGAAAUUGAAGAUCGACACCUGCAAAUACAAUCUCCUAGAUCUGCAACAGGUGAAAUAUUUGAUGAUCCAAAACAAGAUCCUUGGCUCCUUGAAGUCUCUCCAAUUGGAGAUAAGAGCAUCUUUAUCAGAACAAGUCUACAAGGGAAUAUCGGCAUUAGUGAAGAAUGCGGCCGCGGUUCUCCCAGAGCUUGAAAACUUAAAAUUGUCUUACGAGUAUUGCAUCUUCAGUUCCAAGCGCUUUGCGGAAUCAACGCCUUCAAGAUAUUUUGCGAAGUUUUUAGAAAACCGUGGCUUGUUUGAAGCCAUAAAAGAGGACACAAAUCUUUUCGAGAUAUUGAAAUCUUUUGAAUGA
Messenger RNA from Cloeon dipterum, 2391 nucleotides. RefSeq lists its product as uncharacterized. The record is from RefSeq and is a predicted model, not a curated record. Gene Ontology annotation, cellular component: cytoplasm. Gene Ontology annotation, molecular function: alpha-tubulin binding. The coding region runs from base 1 to 2391 and encodes 796 amino acids. The transcript is spliced from 9 exons. Gene Ontology annotation, biological process: tubulin complex assembly; microtubule cytoskeleton organization; post-chaperonin tubulin folding pathway. NCBI's taxonomy places the organism in Eukaryota, Metazoa, Arthropoda, Insecta, Ephemeroptera, Baetidae.